UCCUGGAGGGUCGGCGGGCUGCAGAGAGAGAGGAAGGACGAGCUGUGAACAGAGUUAAAACUAAAGAAGAAGAAAGAGAAACUCAGUCCCGGAGAAGAUGAAGCCUCUGAUCCUGAUCCUGAUCCCGGCUCUGGCCCUGCUGAUCACGGUCUGCGUGGCCCGGUCUCCGUACCAGGCGGUCCUACAGCACAGCCGGAUCAGAGGACGGCUGCAGGGGCCGAACGUGUGCGCGAUGCAGCAGAUUAAAGGCACCGACAAGAAAUACUUCACCAACUGCAAACAGUGGUACCAUCGCAAGAUCUGUGGGAAACCCACGGUGAUCACCUACGAGUGCUGUCCCGGCUAUGAGAAGGUUCCUGGAGAGAAAGGCUGUCCUGCUGCGCUGCCUCUGGUCAACAUCUACAACACUCUUGGCGUGGUCGGAGCCUCCACCACGCAGAUGUACUCAGAACGAGCAAAACUGAAGGACGAAAUUGAAGGGCCGGGGAGCUUCACGUUCUUCGCCCCCAGUAAUGAGGCCUGGGCUGCCCUGCCGACCGAGAUCCUGGAUGCUCUGGUCAGCAACGUGAACAUCGAGCUGCUCAAUGCUCUUCAUUACCACAUGGUAAACCGGCGCCUGACCUCCGAGGAGCUCAGACACGGGUCAUCCUUCGCCUCCAUGUACCAGGAUUUCCACGUCCACAUCCACCACUACUCCAAUGGAAUUGUGACGGUGAACUGUGCCCGUCUCAUCAAACCUGACCAACACGCCACCAACGGCAUCGUACAUGUGGUUGACCGUGUCAUCACUGCCAUCUCCAACAACGUGAACACGCUCUUGGACAUCGACGAUGACCUGGAGACGCUGAGAACGGCGAUGGCAGCCGCAGGACUGACCGCCCUGUUGGAGAACGAGGGUCAGUACACCAUCUUCGCUCCGACCAAUGAGGCCUUUGAGAAGAUCCCUAAGGAGACCCUGAACAGGAUCCUGGGAGACCCUGUAGCUCUGAGAGAUCUGCUCAACUACCACAUCCUGAGGACCAUGCACUGUGCCGAGUCCAUCGUGUCAGGGACUCCAAUGGAGACGCUGCAGGGGACCACACUGGAGGUCGGCUGUGACGGCGACCAGAUGACCCUGAACGGAAGGGCCAUCAUCACCAAGAGGGACCAGCUGGGAACCAACGGGGUGGUCCACUACAUCAACGAGCUGCUGAUCCCAGACUCAGCUAAAGUUCUCCUGGAGCUGGCUGAAGGAUCCUCUCUUGCCACAGCAGCCAGGCUGUUUGUGGAGGCGGGCCUGACCCCCCACCUGACGGGCUCCGAGGCUCUGACCCUGAUGGCUCCUCUGGAUGAAGCCUUUAAAGGAAGCCUGUCCAUGACCCCUGACCUGAGGAAGCUGAUGACCAAUCACAUCCUGAAGGAGCAGCUGUCGUCUAACUCUCUGUACCACGGUCAGGAGCUGGAGACGCUCGGAGGACUCCGACUCCGAGUGUUUGUCUACAGAAAUAACAUCUGCAUCGAGAACGCCUGCAUCGCUGCCCAUGAUAAGACAGGACGAUAUGCCACCAUGUUCACUGUGGACAAAGUGCUGACUCCACCGAUGGGGACGGUGAUGGACGUGCUGAAGGCUGACGAUCGCUUCAGCCUCUUGGUCGGAGCCAUCCAGACCGCAGGGAUGACCGAGCUCCUGAACCAGCAGGGGGCGCUCACCUUCUUUGCUCCCACUAACGAUGCCUUCAGUGCCAUGCCUCCACCUGAGCUCAACAAGCUGAUGCGUAACCGUGCGGAGCUGUCCUCCUUGCUCAGGUAUCACCUGGGGGAGGGCAUGCUGGUCAGUGGGGGGGUCAGCUCUCAUACCAGACUGAAGCCUCUGCAGGGAGAAAGGCUGGAGCUGGGCAUGAGGAACUACACUGUCUACAUCAACAGGAUCCCCGUGGCUGAAGCUGACCUGAUGGCCACCAAUGGAGUUGUCCAUGCCAUCAACAGCAUCGUCAGACCUCUGCCUCCUAAGGUGGAGCGAGAACAGGCCGAUGGACCUGCAGCUCCACUCUGGACAGCGGCUUUAACCAGGCAGGCCAACUCCAGGGGCUUCAGGAAUGAUGAUCUUUUCCAGAAGGUGGUCCGGAGUCAUUCCAGAGGGACAAUGAGCAAAAGUCAGUGAAACUACAGAGAAAGAAGAAGAAGACGUGGAACGGAACAUCCGAGGAACCAAAGAACACAUGUUCUCAUCACAAGAGUCAAACAUUCCAGAUAGAAGAGGAAAAAUCCCCUGAAGUCCUCCAACACUGUCAACUGUGAGCUGAGAUUAGAGGAAUGUUUCAAUCAGGAACUUUAGAUAAAAACAGCAGAGAUUCAAGGAGGGAACAAAAAAAAAACCACACUCAUUAGUAUUAGUGCGUUAACGGUGCAUUUCAGUCAUUCAGAGACCAAGCUGAUGACACUGAGUGUUCUAACAACCAGUCUGAUAUCAAAACUCUGAUUCUAAUCACAGACCAUCCAUCAUCUCUUUAUUAGCUACAUGCUAACAGGCUAGCUGUGCCUCUUUCACUGCUUUUCUCCCUCAUGUUUCAUAAACUAUUAAAGGACAGACUGAUCCACUAUUUACACAAAAAAUCUAGUGGGUACUGUUAGACUGGGAUGAAAACUGGGGUCCUAGACAGGCCUGUAUGUGAAAGGCAGAGGAUGGAAUGUUAGUUGGGGGUUUUCUCCCUCCAUUUUUGCAGAAAGAUGAGGAAUAGUUGGAAAAAGGCAAGACUGGAAUGUUUUAUAAGCUUUGAUGACAUCAUUUUAGAGGAUGAUGUCAUCAAAGGCAGAGGAUGGAAUGUUUGUGAAGCUGGGGAUGUUGGGCACUUUUUCCCUCCAUUUUUGCCAAAGUACGAUGGCAGUUGGUGGACAUGGCGAGGAGGGAGGAUGAUUUUUAUUUAUGUCCGCCUUUUAUGGACAUAAAUAAAACUAUGAUUCUAGUUUACUAGCAGGAAACAGCUGAUCACGUCUGUUAAAGGGGCGGUCUAUAAUGAGAGCCAGUACGUGUAGUAUCAGCAGGACCAGUCCAGUUCAGAUGAAGACUCCAGACCCCAUCUGAGUCAGGCUGAUAUCAGACCGUGUUGAAAUGCGUUUGAUUUCUGAAUGACUGAAUGUUAAAUAAACGUCCCCUCAGUGUAACUUUUAGCCCUCCGUUUUGUCUGUCAGGCUCAGUCAGUGUGAGCGUGAGUGAAAUGCACCCUUAUCAUCAUCAUCAUCAUCAUCAUCAUUAUCAUAUAAAGUUUGUUAAAGCCGUAUUCACGUUUCUAUAAAACACAUCUAGGCGUGUUUCACAUUUUAACUGCAGGAAAAUAAAAUCCAUGUAUGAGUUUUGACUGCUUUUACAUUUUUAUAGCAUCUUUGAGUCUGUUGAAAUGCAUUCUGGGAAGUGUAGUUUGCUCACCAGUGUGGGAGGAUGUGAGGAGGAUUUUUCAGCUUGUGGAGUAAAAAGAAAAAAUCCCAUUUUUAUAAAUACUUUUGUAUGUUUUUACUGUAAAAAUCAUCUAGAUCUGACCUGCAGUUGUGUAAAGUGUGUGUUUGUGUUGUUGUGUACUCUGUUUGUGUGUCCCUGCAGCAUGUCGCAGGCCUGAGCUCCAAAAUAAAACCUGAGUGGAGAUUUUUGAGGAUUUUUGUAAAAAAUAAAGCUGAGCAUUAGCUCUGAAACCACCA
Messenger RNA from Cheilinus undulatus (humphead wrasse), 3669 nucleotides. It is a transcript of the gene tgfbi, whose product is annotated as transforming growth factor, beta-induced. Gene Ontology annotation, cellular component: extracellular matrix. Gene Ontology annotation, biological process: cell adhesion; extracellular matrix organization. The transcript has 17 exons. NCBI's taxonomy places the organism in Eukaryota, Metazoa, Chordata, Actinopteri, Labriformes, Labridae. Gene Ontology annotation, molecular function: cell adhesion molecule binding. The record is from RefSeq and is a predicted model, not a curated record. Bases 98 to 2140 code for a protein of 680 amino acids.